AUGUAAAGCACUUUGAAUUGUCCUGUACAUGAAAUGUGUUAUACAAAUAAACUGCCUUGCCUUGCCUUCUGUUUGUAUUCUCACAGUUUCCCAGCAUGCCUUGCCUGGUGUGGUGGAGGUGAAUGAGGAGGCGGAGUCAGUCUUGCUGCCUUGUCGGUACUCUGGUUUUAUUGAAGACAACCCCACAGUCAUGUGGACUCGCAGUGAUCUCAGUCCCACAUCUGUCCACCUGCAAGGAGAAAAGGGUGCUCUGAAAGAACAAAACCAGCGUUACAGAGGACGCACAUCAGUGAUGUCUGAUGCUUUUGACACUUCAGAUUUCAGCCUUACUCUGAGAAAACCAGAAAUGUCCGACAGCGGCGAAUAUACCUGCUCCUUCAGAGAUGAGGAGACUGCACGGUGGGUGGCUGAUGUCCAGCUGAUGGUCAAAGACCAUCAGGAGGAGGUGAAGGUGACUGAGGGGGCGGAGUCUGUUAUCCUGCCCUGCAGAACAACACCUGACCUGCCCAAAGACGUCACUGUGGAGUGGACUCGCUCUGAUCCAGAAUUUAUGAUGGUUCAUGUCUAUCCAAAUACAAGUAAAGACUUUAUGAAACAAGACAACCCCUACUGCGGCCGCACAAAGAUGUACCUGCUAAGAUCUGGAGACGUCAGUCUGACCCUGAAAUACCCCACAGACAGAGACACAGGAAGCUACAUCUGCACCGUCUACAGAGACAAAGACAUCCUGAGACAGAAAGUAGUUCUGAUACACGUCAAAGAACCAUUUCCAUCCUGGGCCACAGCCCUUCUGGUUCUCCUGGUUCUGGUUCUUAUCGUCUCUGCUGGUGUUUUAUAUCAUUUUAGGUUCUAUUUCAUGUCAGGCUGUCAGGUGGAGGUGGAGGAGGGGGUGGAGUCUGUCCUGCUGCCCUUCAGAACUACACCUGACCUACCUGGAGACGUUAAAGUGGUGUGGAAGCGCUUUCAACCUAAACCAGUAAUAAAGAUCCACGUGUACCAGAACGGUUCUGAUCAACCUGGAGACCAGAACCAGGUCUACGGAACCAGAACUAAGAUGAAUCAAGAUCCUCUGAAAACUGGAGACCUCAGUCUGACUCUGGAACAUCCCAAACAUGGAGACAGUGGACGGUAUGAAUGUGGAGUCUGGAGGGGAGAUCUCAUGAGACGGAAAACAUUUCUGCUCAAAGUCAAAGGGAGAGUUCAGGUCCAGGAUCAGAGGACAUCAGGAACAGAAGCAGAUCCGACUCCUCUGAUGGCUGAUCAAUCAGUCUGAUCUUUGAUUAUUGAUCCAAUCUGACUUUGGAUCAGAGAGAAAAUAUCAGUGAAGGAUCUGAUGGACGAUGGAUGAAGAGAGGACUUGUUCCAGCCUGCAGACGUAGUAUUGAUCAGUAGUGAUCAGUGAUGUCAGAGUGGAGUCAGUGUGAUGUCACAUGUUGAUCAGCUGUGUGUUUUGGACUCCAGCAUCUUGUUGUUGUUUGUUUUAGACUCUUAGUGUCAUGAAGGCGUCCUGCCGUAGAUCCUGUUAACUGUGACAGAGGUCUCACUCUGGACCAAACUUUCCAGCAUCGUGGAGGACGUUCCCUCACCGUAACAUCUGGAGGAAGAGGAGAGGGAACUUUCCAGAUGUUCCUUCACCGUAACAUCUGGAGGAAAAGGAGAGGGAACUUUCCAGAUGUUCCUUCACCGUAACAUCUGGAGGAAGAGGAGAGGGAACUUUCUAGAUGUUCCCUCACCGUAACAUCUGGAGGAAGAGAAGAGGGAACUUUCCAGAUGUUCCCUCACCGUAACAUCUGAUAUGUAGUAAAUAAUUCAGUUUUUGUCAUAAUUAGCAGUAAACAAUACAAUAAUUCAAACUGGCAUUUAGAGGGUUAAACUAGUGAUGUGCUGAUCGAUACCAAAAUAUCGAUACCACCGAUACCAGCUUAUUAUGUUCUAGAAUCGAUUAUCAUGUUAGAAUAUCGAUAUUUUACUGAUUUGGGGUAAAAAAGAAGUCUAUCAUGAAGUGGAAAAUCCUGGAACUGCCAAGUUAAUAUAAAUUUAUAACCAGGUCUCACAACUAAACAUGAUACGCUGCAGAAACAGAAGAAUAUUUGUUUAGUUGGUUUCUCCCACAGUGAGUAUUGAUCAGUGUUGGCUUAUUGAUCAGUGAUCAGAAAGUGGGAGUCAAACACUGAACAUGAUCCAGUGUGAGGAAGCUGCUGCAGGUGCUGCUACCAGACUCCAUUAAUAGUUCACUGCUUUCAUUCUUCUUCUGCCACAAACUUUCAGCAGAAACAUGAUGUUUGUGGAGAAGAAAAGAACAUUUGUUCCUCAUCUAUUUUCUCAGAGAGAGAUCAGAUGGAAACGAUCAAUCCUUCUUAAAUCUAAACCACAGUUUAAGACGUUGUAAUUAGCAAAUAGCAAAGCAGAAGGAUUCAUGUUACACGACGCCUGGUCCAGGUUUCACAUCUGCAGCAUUCAUGGUUUUACAGCUUCCUUCUUCCUGUCGUCUUCCAUGUGAGACAGACUUUUUAUUUCAUUCAAUAAAUCACAACUCAUUUUAAAAUCAAACACCUUCAAUCAGAUGUUGAAUGAAAAAGGAGCAGCAAGAAGUAAAGUCAUUUAAACAUCCUGGAGCAGCUACACUCAGCUCAGAAGUCUCGUCUUCAAACCUCAUCACGGAAUAAUUCUCCAGAAAUGAGAGAAGACACAGAAAUGUCCUGAUGAGACGGUUUUAAUGAGGAGAGUCGCUCUAAAUAAUCUGAAAGUUCACAUCUCAGAGAACGUGCUGAUGUUAAGAAAACCUACAAUGAUUACUGGAUCCAUUUUAAGCCGUAAUACGACUCAGAAAUUCCUCCAAUGACGUAGAUUCAGCUUGUUCAGCUGCGUCUCUGUGAUGGACAUGUACGGCGAGUGGAAGGGGCCAAUUCUGUGUUCACCUAGCACAGAAGAGGAUUCUUCACCUCCAUGGGAGAGCUUUAAAAUGCAGAUUUUUCUCUGGUUUCCAGGUGGCUGACGCCACAUAUUGUCCCACAUCUCAUGUAGAAAUCUGAUGGAAAACAAAUAUUUCUGCAGAAACACUGAGUGGAAGCUGGAAUUUAACACAUUUAACCACAAUAUCUGACAGAAAAACCACAGUUAGAUUUUAUUUCCCUCAUCGUGUUCACAACUACUACAAAGUGUUUCUUUGGAAGAAGCUCUCACAAAGUCUUCAUUUCUUUUCAUGUGAAUUUAGUCAGAAAUGCUGCAGAUAUUGAAGUCCGGUUGCUGCUGGUUUCAGGACAAAUAGCAGCUAAAUGCUGCACUGCUCAGAUCCACAUGCACACAUUUUAAUGAGAUGACUUCACACUUCAUUCCUCCAUGUUUUCUGUCUAGAUUCAAGAAGAAACUUUGACAUUUGUCCUUUUUUUUAAAACCUAAUUUCUAGAUUUUGUUUUUACAGUUUAACCCUUUAAAGUCCAACCAAGAAAAAAUGUGGAGAAAACUUCAUUUAUUUAAAUCUGAAGUCUUUAUUUGGGUCUUUAACAAAAUGUAAAAGAUUAACUAAAAUAUUUUUCUAUGUUUUCUAUUUAUUACGGUGUGAUAUGUAAAAGUUAUUGUAGUACAAAAUGUGUCCACCAGGGGGCAGAAGACAAGUAUUAGACUGUGUACAACAGGGUUUUGAGCAGUUUUUACCUGCAGCAUUAAAGGGUUAAUACAC
Messenger RNA from Melanotaenia boesemani (Boeseman's rainbowfish), 3679 nucleotides. RefSeq names its product butyrophilin subfamily 3 member A2-like. The transcript is spliced from 5 exons. Lineage: Eukaryota; Metazoa; Chordata; Actinopteri; Atheriniformes; Melanotaeniidae. Gene Ontology annotation, biological process: immune response; negative regulation of T cell proliferation; cell surface receptor signaling pathway. Gene Ontology annotation, cellular component: external side of plasma membrane. Bases 29 to 1273 code for a protein of 414 amino acids. The record is from RefSeq and is a predicted model, not a curated record.